CAGUUAUCACUAGUCGGCUGAGCACGGUUGUCGUUUCAGUCGAAACGAAAACUAAACGAGAGCGCAGCAUGAAUCGCGAUGAAAGUUGUAGGGGAAAAUAUUUUCCUCGACGCAUAAACAUUCAAUCGUUGUGAAAAAAAGACUGUUUUAACGGAAUGACGUGUUGAAUUCUUAAUUUAGCGAAAUUAAAAACAUUUAUAUAUUAUGUAGAAUUUCAAGGAGUGAUAUUUUGGUACUUAAUGAUGGGCAACGUGCCAGAUCAAAUGGAAGUUCUGUUUGUAUGCAAUGAUAGUGCAGAGUAAACAUUAUAGUGGUUUUGAUUAACAGUGGCUAAACAUUAUGAUCGAUGAGAGGUAAUGCGAACAACAUUUACAGGUGCGCGCGAUUGUGUUUACGUCUGGUAAUGAGUUCGAUAGUUCGAUAUGAGUGUAAAUUCGGAUUGUGCGCCUGACCUUCAGGAAGGCGAGGCUCAACGUGUGUCGAGCAGGGGUCGUCCCUCGUCCCCAAGCAAAUCGGUGGCAGCUGUGCUAUGGGACUGGUUACAGCCACUAGCAAGACUGUGGGGUCUCAUAACGGCCGUCGUGAUGAGCGGCGCGGGCGCGGAACUCGUCGUGCUUGGCUAUGAAGUGGCGCCGGCCUUGCUUGUCGGAGCAGGGCUGGUGCUUUUAUUGGAGACGAUGUGGGCUGUGGCAUUGUUUGUGGACCUCCUCGGUCGGCGAGGAGAGUACACCUUAUCCCUCAGAUGUUGGGACUUCAUGAGAUGGUCGUGCGCACGCGCCCGUGCUCCGUUCUACGCAUGCGUUGCGACAGCAUUGCUAUUCUCACACUUAACUCUACUAGCAUCAAUUUCAGGUGGUAUGCUUCUGAUAUUGGCUGCUCUUCGAGCCAUGGUGCCGUUCUCGCCGUACAUCAACCACAGCCGGCAUUCUCCUAGGGCGGGUAGCUCCCUACUGAGUCAGCACGACUCGCCGCUGCCAAGUGUUUUUUAUAACGCCGCCCAUUCAGGCGAAGACGUCAGAUCUGAGGAGAUGACGGUUUUAGAUGUGAAGUCUAAUAAUAUUUCUGAAGCGGAUAGAUCACGACCGGUGACACCAAAACCGCCUCUGCUAGAGCUCUGAUGUAGCAAACGUAAACAAUUAACGUUGAAAUAUCAAGUGCAUUGUGAUGGAGCAGCCAAUGAGAAAACAAUUAAACUAGACAUUAUCAACAUGUUACUAUCAAUUGUAUUUCAUCGAGAAGAUGUCAACAAUACCUACUACUAUGUUGCUUUGAAACUGUUGCAGGGCUAUAUCUGCAGUAUUAUCAUACCAUGACUCUUUACAACGAGUCAGUUACUAUAAUAUAAAUAGCUGUUAGAAUCUUAUCAGAAACUAUUUUUUCAGCAGUAGAUAUAUUAUAAUGUCGACAGUUGGCUCUUGCGAAGACUUUGGUACUAAUAGCACUCAUAAAAAGUGAUGGAUAUUGUAAUUGAGCAACUUAAGGUGUUUCUUUUUGUAAAAAAUAUUGUUUAGUCUAGUACAGAUAAGCGACGAUGCUAAUAGUGAUCAAAAGAAAUAAGCAACGAAAAUAGAUUAUAGGGAUAAUGUAGUUAUAAUAUUUAUUUAUUUAACAUUUUUUGUCUAAUUUUAUACCUGCGGAAGAACUGUGAUAGAUUAGUUUUUAGUACUAAACGUCGAUCACUAAAUAAUAAAUGGUAUUGAUAAGUUUUAGGUGUCAAAGUAUCCAUUAAAAUAAAACAAAACUUGGUUACGUGUGAUUUUAUUUUUUUCAUGUGCUCUGUUUUUGGCUGAGAACUGCGUAGUAGGAGUAUGCCGCUUUCAUUAUCUAAAUGAAGCAAUCGGUGUUUAUAUACGCGAAUCCUGCUGCAGUGAGACGCAGAGGGCGCUGCGCUCUCAUCAUCGUUAUCAUCAGAAGGCGUCGGAGUUUCGGUGACAUCUUCUCCCAUUUCGAAUGCAUCACAGCAUCGGCUAUGCGGGAUGCUUGCAACGUUAACUCGUUUCCUGUGAAGCAUUGCAAAGCUAG
Messenger RNA from Chilo suppressalis (striped riceborer), 2022 nucleotides. The record is from the annotation of a GenBank genome assembly. Lineage: Eukaryota; Metazoa; Arthropoda; Insecta; Lepidoptera; Crambidae.